AUGUUUUCCAUGAUUCUUCGCUCGACAAUCCUGAUUCUGAAACUUGUCGGCACAAAGCAUGAAAUCGCAAAGAAAAAGUUUUCAGUGGGGUUUACGGAGAAUUCCCAACUAACUGGCACCACACGGUUUGAUUUGUUCAUCGGAGCCGGCCGCGAAGACCGUGCUGAUAUGUUUAGGGCCAAGGAGCCCAGUGAAGCACUUAGACCCAAUAAUACCAGAAAGCUAGCAGUUGAUGUCCCAACUAUAACUAUUAAAGUUGAUAGACCAGAUGGUUUGGCUCAACUGUGCAACAAUGCGCAUCUUUGGUUGGCUGAUAUUGAUGGAAAGAUCAGAGUCGUCAUCCUCAUCCAUACACAUGCUGAUAACAAGGGUCUUCAUCUUGAAUACUGGAAGAUGUACAAGGAUAGAAUACCCGCAGAACUUCAAGAACUUUAUUUUUCUCGACUUGUUAACGGCUCUAUAUCUGUCAUUCCUCGCUAUCCUCAAUGUCGCUUCUGA
Molecule: messenger RNA, 498 nt
Organism: Aspergillus ruber CBS 135680
Lineage: Eukaryota; Fungi; Ascomycota; Eurotiomycetes; Eurotiales; Aspergillaceae
Exons: 1
Coding region: 1-498 (165 amino acids)
Source: RefSeq, a predicted model, not a curated record